This is a messenger RNA of Stylophora pistillata, 737 nucleotides long. RefSeq lists its product as uncharacterized. Lineage: Eukaryota; Metazoa; Cnidaria; Anthozoa; Scleractinia; Pocilloporidae. The record is from RefSeq and is a predicted model, not a curated record.
AAUGCGAAAGAACGUGACAAUCUCCAGUAAUUCAUCUGUUUACAUUGCAAAAGUAUAACGCCGUUCUUCAUUUUAACUCAAGAGCUCAUCAGGAGAAAAAUGGCAAAAAGUGUAGUCUCUGUUAAAACGUUGUUAAUGGUCGCUUUGUGUAUCCUCCAUGAUAAUACUGUCCUCGGCAACAAUGCCUGCGAGAAAAUCCAGGGAACGGAUGCCACUUCUAGUACUGAUCGAAAAUGUGUGGCCGGGGGUUGCGCUCAUGGGGGAUGCUAUGCUUUCCAUGUGAACACCGAAUUGGAUUUGCACUGUAUGGAUUCCUACCCCAGCGAAAAAGCUCCACAAUUCUACGAAUGCUGUGAAUAUCAGGCAACGAGUUGCGUAUUUGUCAAUGGUGUAGCAACAACCCGGGAUAGCAUCGAGUCUCCAAUCAAACGACUCCUCGACCGUGCAAGUAAACGACAACAGCAACGACAACCUUACAACUGAAGUGUAAUAGAAUCCCAUUCAAUUGGAAAAGGACAGCAGUAAUUAAACAGUAAAAACAGUUUGAGUGUGUUUGGAUCCACUAUGCUUACACAUUAAUUAAACCAUACCAUGUACUUCGCCACAAGCCACAAUGUUAAACGUUUCGUACCAGCUAAGGAUGCCUGAAUUUUUAAAUAUUCUUAAGUAACCGGAUACAAAGCUUUUUAAAAUUAAGUUCAGACGUCUAAUAAAGUGAAACUUACGUUUGAAAGGUA